AUGAAGUCCUCUCUGGCUGUGUGCGGAGGGAGUGGUGGGAAGAGGGAUACUCAGGGCCUGCGGUCACGAAUGGGGCGGAUGAAGAGACUGCUGUACCUGAGGUCAAGCCACAGCGGAGACAUCCACACAGACACGGAGCCUGGUGUCUGGCUCAGGAGCUUUCAGUCACUGGACACCGAUGGCAAGUGUGAGGACCCAGUGCAGGAAUGGGGGGAGGAGGUGGAGGAUGGAGCAGUAUUUGGCAUCACACUGCGCAGGGAUCCUGUCCAGCCAAGUAACUCGGCAGAGACCCCUACAACCCUCAGCUUCAUCCAGUACCACACAGUGAAGGUGCGGCGGCUGAAGGCUGGCACCAUGGAGCGCCUGGUCACUCACUUGUUGGACCCCGAGCACCAGGAAGUCGAAUUCACUCGCAUCUUCCUCUCCACCUACAGGGCCUUCACCUCUGCCAGCACCCUCAUAGAACUGUUGUUUCAGAGAGAUGACUCAGUCGCUAACCUGGAUAAUACUGUGUGUCUAAGAAGUACCCUGCACCCAGUGAUAAAGCUGUGGUUGGAGGAAUAUGCUGAGGAUUUCCGUGACCCCCCGCAGUACCAGACCCUCAGGAAGCUGUGUGCCCACCUACGCCACCGCCUCUGCUUCAGACGCAUUGCCCAGACUGCUGAGAGCCUGCUGAAGAGUAUCCAGGAGCAAGAUUGUACCUCCUUCCACAAGUCUGUGACUAAGCAACAAGGUGAGUCUAAUAAGCUGGAGGAGCAUGGAGAUCAGGAGGAAGGAGUUGAGGACAGACACAACUUCAUGGACUUUCCUGUGAAAGAAGUUGCCGAACAGCUGACCAGGUUGGAUGCUGAACUGUUUGUCCGAGUGGUGCCCUUCCACUGCCUGGGCUGUGUCUGGUCCCAGCGCGACAAGAAAGAAAACCGGAACUUGGCACCCACCGUCCGCGCCACCAUCGCCCAGUUCAACGCCGUCACCAACCGUGUCAUCACCUCUCUGCUCUGUCCACCCACCGUCAGUCCUACCACCUCCUCGCCUGCCUCUUCUCCUAUCUCUCUCAUUUCUUUCUCCUACCCCUCCGCUGUCCCAGGCUCGCCUCACUCUUCACACACUUGCCACAUCCACAGAGCACGCGUCAUUGAGAAGUGGAUCGCCAUCGCGCAGGAGUGCAGACAGCUGAGGAACUUUUCUUCUCUGAGGGCCAUCCUCUCAGCCCUACAAUCCAAUGCCGUCUACCGCCUCAAGAAGACCUGGGCUGCCGUCAGCAGGGAAGUGAUGGCCAGUUUUGAUCACUUAUGUGAAACCUUCCCCGAUGAGAAUUGUGUGCUGACAAGCAGAGAGAUCCUGGUGGAGGAUGGGAGUCACCCUGAAGAGGAUGCCAGCCUGGAACCUAAAUCACCCAAACUCUGCCCCAUAUCCAGACAGCUGAGUUCCAGCAGUGGCAUUGUGCCAUACCUCGGCACCUACCUGACUGUUCUCACCAUGCUCGACACAGCGCUAACCGACACCGUGGAGGGCGGUCUCAUUAACUUUGAGAAGCGCAGAAGGGAGUAUGAGAUUCUUUCCCAGAUACGUCAGCUUCAGGCAUCCUGUUCCCAGUACAGCCUGCCAGUAAACCACACCAUUACUGCCUGGCUACAGGCCCACACACUGCUUACAGACCAGGAGAGCUAUGAGCUUUCCCGUGAUCUAGAGCCUCCAGUGGACCCCUGUCCCAGUUCACCCAACUCAUGGAGCCACCGCCUGCUCACAAGGAAGCUUGCCACGUUACGAACAGCCAGCGAGAGCUCCAGCAAGAAGACCCAUGCUGACCAAAUCAGCGUGUCGUCCUCCAGUUCCAGCGGCUCAGAGAUGGAGGACCUGUCCACCCCACAACCGUCACCACUCAGACUCAAACUCAAGUCUCUUUCAGGCUCGCUCCACAAUGUAGCUGAGGAUUUCUCCCUCACCUCCUCCUCAUCCCCCAGUUCCUCCACCUCCUCCUGUAGCUCCUCCCAGCCAGACCUCAGCUCCUCCUCACUGGUCAUGAGCCCCGAGUCGUCAUCUUCCACUUGCUGUCCGCAUCCUUCGCUGCCCGUCUACAACAAACAAGGGGCAGACUCGUGCAUCAUCAGGGUCAGCGUGGAGUGUGGCAACAAUGGUAACGUCUACAAGAGCAUACUGCUGACAAGCCAGGACCACACCCCUCAGGUUAUCCAGAGGGCUCUUGAAAAACACAACAUGGAGGAUGUCAGCUUCCACGAGUUCAGCCUCAGCCAAGUGCUCAACGACAAGGAGCUCCAGAUUCCUGACAAAGCCAACGUUUUCUAUGCCAUGUGCACUUCAGCCAAUAAUGAUUUUGUCUUGCGCCAGCGCUGGAGGAGCCACACCCUUCAUCAUGGCUCCUCUUCUAGCCCAAGGGCCCAACCCAAGAACCGCCAUGCCAAGUGAAGAGCACUUCUCCUGACUGAAAGGAAGAGUUACAUCUAGAAGGAUUCUGAGGAACCACACAUCUGUAGCAAUAAACCAACAUCAUCAAUUGGUCUCUAUGAAAUUUUCGUUCAGCAGGUCGGAGAGUCCUCUUGAGUUUCCGCAAGUAACCUGAGGGCUUGGAGUGAAAAAUGAUUGAAAGUAUUGGCAUCAGAAGAUGCUAGUUCUCACUGGGGGAAGUGUGCGCGCACAUGUUUGUGUUUGUGUGUGUGUGUGUGUGUGUGUGUGUGUGUGUGUGUGUGUGUGUGUGUGUGUGUGUGUGUGUGUGAAAGAGAGAGAGAGAGAGAGAGAGAGAGUGAAGUGAGAUCUACAUGUUUGGAUGUUGGGCCAAAAAACUGGGAUAAAGGGAAAGUUCUGGACAUGUUUAAGAGUUGAGACAGGAAAAAUUGGGGAAAUGUAUGUGGGGAAAAGUGAGGCCUAGAAAAGAGAGGGGCACAGUCAGGAUUCAGAGAAGGAAGUCAUGAAAUUUGCGUUUUAGAUGUUAUUCUAUUAUUCACCCUAAUCAUGAACUACAUCAGAGAGACAAACAAUAUCUUGACCUCUCUCUUUUUAAAAAAAUCUGUUUUAUAAAUAAGUAAGCUAUGAUAUUAGGACCUAUACUGUUAACCUACUGAAGUAAUACACACACUCAAUGUAAACUCCUCAAUGUACAGACUGUUUUUCAGUCUUGCCAUUCUUCCACCUAAUUUUUGGUUCUUGAACAUAGGUUCAAAAAUCUAACAGUGAGAGUACUGUAGCUGUGUAAAUACAUGGAAUGAGAUUCAUCUACGUCAUAACGCUGUUAUAAAAACAUUUUAGUGCAUGUUUGGCUGCAGAAUGGACAAAUGAAGUGAGGUGAGCUCGAUGGUUGCAUG
Lampris incognitus (smalleye Pacific opah) is the source of this 3320-nucleotide messenger RNA. It is a transcript of the gene rgl3a, whose product is annotated as ral guanine nucleotide dissociation stimulator-like 3a. NCBI's taxonomy places the organism in Eukaryota, Metazoa, Chordata, Actinopteri, Lampriformes, Lampridae. Gene Ontology annotation, biological process: positive regulation of GTPase activity; Ras protein signal transduction. The transcript is spliced from 17 exons. The record is from RefSeq and is a predicted model, not a curated record. Bases 1 to 2427 code for a protein of 808 amino acids. Gene Ontology annotation, cellular component: plasma membrane. Gene Ontology annotation, molecular function: guanyl-nucleotide exchange factor activity.